This is a messenger RNA of Sphaerodactylus townsendi, 4158 nucleotides long. RefSeq names its product XPC complex subunit, DNA damage recognition and repair factor (gene XPC). The transcript has 16 exons. The coding region runs from base 252 to 3167 and encodes 971 amino acids. Gene Ontology annotation, molecular function: damaged DNA binding; single-stranded DNA binding. NCBI's taxonomy places the organism in Eukaryota, Metazoa, Chordata, Lepidosauria, Squamata, Sphaerodactylidae. The record is from RefSeq and is a predicted model, not a curated record. Gene Ontology annotation, cellular component: nucleotide-excision repair factor 2 complex; XPC complex; cytoplasm. Gene Ontology annotation, biological process: nucleotide-excision repair; mismatch repair.
ACGGAAGGGACGUCGGGAAGGAGGAGCGAGGAGAGAAGCGCUGCUGCAAGGCCGGCUUUCUCGUUCUGCAUCCCGCGGGGCUUUCGGGCUGUCGCUGGGAGAGAAAGCCGCGGCUGGCUCCUGCGACCUGCAACAAGCCUGCGGGCUGUCGCCACGGCCCGAGCCCUUUUUUUGGCUACCGGUCGCCUUUGCGCGCCUCCCCGGUUUCCUUUGUGCGCCGAGCACCACGCCUCUUCUGGGCAGGUGGCGGCAUGGGCAGAAAGCGCAAAGGGGGGCUGCCCCCUCUGGACGGACCGGGCCAGAAAGUCAGAGGAGCAGCUGCAGAGGCCGCCUCGGGUCCGGCAGCUCCCGAGCAGGAGGAUGAUUUUCAAGAGGCAAAACCAAGUAAGUCUAAGGCUUUGUCUGAAAAAAGAAAGAGAACUUGUGAGAGGAGUGUCUACCAUCCACCCUGCAGGAAUUCAAAGGCGGCAGCAAACUCCAGAGUCAAAGUUGAUUAUAACAUAGAAAUAGAAGAUAAAGAGGGAAUAUGCAGUGGUUUGCAGAGCACUUUUCUGCAGGAAGAGACAUGUGUGAAAAGAGAGCCCGCCAUCAAAAAGAUAGAGGAUGAAGAGGAGGAGUCAUGUAAAAAAAGAAAACCUGCCAUCAAAAAGAGAAAGGAUGAAGAUGAAGAGGAAAGUGAAGAUGAGUGGGAAGAUGUGGAAGAACUCUGUGAGCCUGAGAUAGGGAUUCUGAAAGACAUUUCUCCAGUGCCAGCUCUGCCCAACAAAAUGGUUGAGAUAGAGAUUGAGACACCAGAACAAGCAAAGAAAAGAGAGAGAAGUGAGAAAAGGCAAGCUGAGUUUGAGACAUAUCUCCGAAGAAUGAUGAAACGCUUCAACAAAGAGGUUCAUGAAGAUAUGCACAAGGUUCACUUGCUGUGCUUGUUAGCAAAUGGUUUCUAUCGGAACAGAAUCUGCAGUCAGCCAGAUCUCCAAGCGAUCGGCCUUUCCAUAAUCCCAGCCCACUUUACAAAAGUACCUACGGAUCGUGUAGACCGCUUAUAUCUGUCAAACCUUGUGAAAUGGUUUGUUGCAACCUUUACUGUCAACAGUGAGCUCUCUGAUAUUGAAGAAAAUUGGCAGUCCACCUUGGAGAGGCGUUUCGCUGUUUAUGCUGCACGAGAUGAUGAAGAAUUGGUGCAUAUAUUUUUGCUCAUUCUGAGGUCUUUGCAGCUUCUGUGCCGGCUUGUCUUGUCGUUACAGCCCAUUCCUCUGAAAGAGACAUUAGGGAAGGGAAAGCCCCCAACCAAGAAGCGUUCUGUCAGUUUAGUCUCUGAGAAAUUGUCUAAUUCUGCCAAAAAGCCUAGAGUUGCACCAAAAAAUUGCUCAGGAUCAAAGAGCAAACAAAGAGCAGGCCAAGAGGAGACUUCAUCAAAGAGCAUAGAAGCUAACAGGAAACCAAAUACCCCUGAAGCCAAAAGGAAAAUAAGUAAAUCCACGGUACUGAAGGGUACUCAGAAAAAAAAGGAAUCUGAUGAUGGUGAAAACAACUUGAAGGGAAGGGAAGGGUUGGGGAGGCCCAAAAAUGACCGCCAACGAAGAGUGGCCUCAAAAGUGUCUUACAAAGAGGAGAGUGGAAGCGAUGAGGGCAGUGGCUCUGAAUUCCAUGCUUCAGAAGAAGACCAGGAUGAUAGCAGCAUCUCUGACGAUGAUUUUGCAAAUACUAGUAGGAAGCUUGGAUCUUCACGGGGAACACCGAAAGCAAGAAUAGCGUUUAAUAACAGACAGAAAUCUACUCCUUCAAUGUUGAAAGAACCUAAGAAUCCAGACAGUGUUGAACACUUGAGGAAAACUACCCCCUCAAGCUCUUCAAAGCCCCCAAAGAAAAGUAACAAAAUAAUUUCCAGUAGUGAUGAUGAAGAAGGAAGUCAGGAGCCAGUCACACAGAGAGGCGUGGAUCAGUGGGUGGAAGUUUUUGUUGAACGAGAAGACAAGUGGGUGGAUGUGAAUUGUGUUCAUGGCACAGUUGGUCAGCCUCCGCUGUGCUUCAGAUAUGCCACUAAACCAGUGUGCUAUAUCAUUGGCUUUGAUAACGACGGGUGUGUAAAGGAUGUAACACAAAGAUAUGAUCCGGCAUGGAUGACUUUAACAAGGAAAAGGCGUGUGGAUGCCCAGUGGUGGGACGACACUUUGAAUCCGUACAGAAGCCCAUUUGUGGAACGAGAGAAAAAAGAAGAAAAGGCGUUUCUAGCUCAGCUUCAAGACAAGCCCCUGCCAACAGCCGUUGGUGAAUACAAGAACCACCCGCUUUAUGCCUUGCAGCGCCAUCUUCUUAAAUAUGAAGCUAUCUACCCCGAGUCAGCUGCUGUGCUAGGAUACUGCCGAGGGGAGGCUGUGUACUCCAGAGACUGUAUCCACACACUGCACUCUAAGGACACAUGGCUGAAGCAAGCUCGAGUGGUGAGGCUCGGGGAAGUACCAUAUAAGAUGGUCAAAGGCUAUUCCAACCAGGCAAGGAAAGCACGAAUGAUGGAACCUGCAAACCGGGAAAAAAAGGACUUGGCGCUCUUUGGUCUCUGGCAGACAGAAACUUAUCAGCCCCCUAUUGCAGUGGAUGGAAGGGUUCCUCGAAAUGAAUUUGGGAAUGUGUAUCUUUUCCAGCCCAGCAUGUUACCAAUAGGCUGCGUGCAGCUAAAGCUUCCCAACCUUCACAAAGUGGCACGUAAACUGGAUAUUGACUGUGUUCCAGCUGUUACUGGAUUUGAUUUUCAUGGUGGCUACUCACAUGCAGUCACUGAAGGCUACAUUGUCUGUGAAGAAUACAGAGAGGUGCUUGUGGCAGCCUGGGAGAAUGAAGAAGUAGAGAGGGAAAAGAAAGAAAAUGAGAAGCGGGAGAAGAGAGUGUUGGGGAACUGGAAAUUGUUGGUGAAAGGAGUUCUGAUCCGAGAGAGACUGAGGAAACGUUACUCCACUAAGAAUGAAGCAGCAGAUGGCAUGAUGGGAGCACAGACUGGCUUUUCCUCUGAUGAAGAAGGACCAUGCUCAAAGACUGGAGCUGAAGACAUGACUGUUUCUUGGCCCCAAAAUCGGGAAGUGGAAAAACAGAGCAGGGAAGGAAAAAGAACCAGAAAGAGCCAGCGGGAGAAGAAAGGAGAAGCAAAGCAUUUGUUCCCAUUUGAGAAGCUGUAACCAGGAGGAGAGGUUGUUUUUUUCUUGAAAAAGGGCAUAUGUGACCUUUCAAACCAGCCUGUAGUUUCAGGCUUAACAAAUUACAUUUUUAUAUUUGCUAAAAACUGGAGACCUGGAAUUGUGUCAAUAUAUAAAUAUAGCAACAUUUGAGUAGGUGGCAUUUAAAAAUUCUUCAAAGAGUGUUUAUUAACUAGGCCACAAAAUUGACCUUUUCCAAGUGUGAAUAUUCCUGAAAAGCUCUGGAUCAUGUUUUAUUAUCUUUUAAGAGCUUUAGUUCUUCCACUUGUAUUUGUAGGGUUAUUAUGCAUAGAUGGCUUGACUGCGAAAAAGAGCAUACAUUUAUCAGAAGAGGCCAGUCUCUUAAGAGAAAUCCUUGUGAACAUUCUUCUUCCAUUGAAUAUUCUUGUAAUUUAAAAUUUAUUAGUUUCCCUUUCAUUGUCUAUUACUGUUGUUGUCUUUUGAUUUAGUUUGUUCAAAACACCUGGAGAAGUUCCCCAGAGGUGUCAUAAUUAGCUUCAAGGUAGAGUGAAUAGAAUUCUGUGCUUGUAAAUUGGUAAGAAUUCUUUCUGGUUCCAGGAGGUGGUAUUCUUCCACAUGUCAGAAACUAUUCAUUAGGACAUUCUUCUACACCAGCUCCAUUGAAAUAAAAUGACAGUUGUGUGACACCAUUGUGUUAUGGUCUUGUACAGCUUCUGUUUGUUUUGGUGGGGCUUGUACAGGAGCAUUUCUCAAUGAAUUUGUGCCCCAACACGUUUUAUUAGCACACAGGCAAAACUUUUUUCACACUUAAUGAAAAUUAUCCAAUUACUUGUGUGCCUUUUAAGAUUGCCUUGACUUAUGUGCACUUUUAUUGUGGGAGAAAUAUUCAAUCUGAACCAUGUCGUACCAUUUGAACCUGACUGCAGUUAGCUUUAGCACUUUAAAUACGUUCAAAAUUAUUUUUAUAUUCAAUCCUUGGCAAAAAAAUUAAACUCUUUAAUAAGAUCUGGUA